Messenger RNA from Prunus avium (sweet cherry), 1503 nucleotides. Its product is annotated as Ribosomal RNA processing Brix domain protein. Gene Ontology annotation, cellular component: nucleolus. The record is from RefSeq and is a predicted model, not a curated record. NCBI's taxonomy places the organism in Eukaryota, Viridiplantae, Streptophyta, Magnoliopsida, Rosales, Rosaceae. Gene Ontology annotation, molecular function: rRNA binding. Gene Ontology annotation, biological process: maturation of LSU-rRNA from tricistronic rRNA transcript (SSU-rRNA, 5.8S rRNA, LSU-rRNA); ribosomal large subunit assembly.
CCCUAGCUUCCCUUCCAACUUCUGCAACUGGUUUUUCAGAGGUUUUACUGUUUGCAGCCAACCAUGUUGACAGUGAAAACUCCACAGAAAGGAAAGGCCAGAAGGGAGCUAGAGAAACGCGCCCCCAAGAUCGUUGAGACCGGGAAGAAGACGCUUAUACUUCACGGCAGAAAGACGAGCAAUGUGGUGAAUUCAGUAUUGUCUGACCUUUAUCAUUUGAAGAAGGACAGUGCUGUGAAAUUCAGCCGCAGGAAUGAGGAUAUUAGCCCUUUUGAAAGUGGCGGUGACACUUCCCUCGAGUUCUUUUCUCAAAAAACCGAUUGCAGCAUUUUCGUUUUUGGUUCUCACUCAAAGAAGCGGCCUGACAAUCUUGUAAUAGGGAGAACUUAUGAUCACCAUAUAUAUGAUCUUGUGGAGGUUGGGGUUGAAAAUUAUAAACGCAUGGAAUCAUUUACAUAUGACAAGAAACUAGCACCACGUGUGGGGUCGAAACCUUUCGUUUGCUUUAUAGGAGAAGGAUUUGAGAACGCAGGAGAGCUGAAACAUUUGAAGGAAGUUUUGCUUGAUCUGUUGCGAGGAGAGGUUGUAGAGAAAUUAAAUCUUGCUGGUUUAGAUCGUGUAUAUGUAUGUACAGCUAUAUCUUCAAACAAAGUGGUCCUUACUCUUUGUGCACUGCGACUGAAAAAGUCUGGUACAGUAGUUCCAAGAAUGGAACUUGUUGAAGUUGGCCCCUCCAUGGAUUUAGUAGUUCGUCGGCAUCGUCUUCCUAAUGAAAGCCUAAGGAAAGAAGCAAUGAGAGAAGCCAAAAAUCAGCCUAGGAAGGACAAAAAUAUUAAACAGGACACACUGCGCGGCAAGGUUGGGAAAAUCAACAUCCCGAACCAAAAGAUUGGAGACACGGUGUAUUAUCACACAAAGGUUGGAGACACAUUUGUGCCUAGCAAAACCAAGGGAGUUAAAAGGGAGCGCCGCGAGGCUAGAAUGAAACACGAGAGUAAUGAGCGUGCACCAAAGGUUCAAGACAUGCUUGUGCCUAAGAAGUCAAAAAAAGCUAAAAGGGAACGCCGUGAAGCUGGAACGACUGAGGAGGGUAAUGAGCAUGCAUCGAAAAGGCAGAAGGAGGGUGCUGAGUAAUUCUUUUUGGAUAAGCAGGCUGCGCUGGGAACAAUUCACGUUUACUCUCUUGCUGGCAUCGGCUUUUGCUUUUGGGCCAAUGCUUGCAAGGGUUGAAGUCAAAAGGUGGUAGGGAUCUAAGGAGCUAGGGAUUUUGUUCUUUCCCAUCUUUCAUAGGUUUGACUUUGCAUGCCUAACAUGAGUUACAUCUGUUGUGUUGUUAUCAUUUUCAUGUGCAAAAGUGACACCGUAUAAUUUAGUGUUGAGCUAAUCGUUCCAUUUUCCAGGCUCUUCCCACCCUUGAGUUUCAAUUACUUACCACAUCAGCAAUUGUCGGAGAAGCGUUCCUUUGCUAUUGAAACAUAUAUUUACCUAAUGUUUCUUAUUUUA